AUGAAGACAACAAGAACAAAAUUGGAUGUUAAUGUAGACGAUGUCGAUGACCAAAGUGAAAAUGAUGAUGCAUGUCAAUCUGUUAGCCCUAUAAGACCGACCACUUUUAUGUCAGGCUUUGCCCAAUUUGCUAAUACACCAUCCAGGAAGAAGAGAAAAGACUAUGCUCAAUUGGUGUCCACUACCAACAUCAUAGAUUUAGAGCAUCGUCAAGGUUUUGGUAGUAAUACUAGAGUAGCUUUUAUGAAUGCCAUGCAAGGAGUUGCCAUGGAGGUUCCCUCCGUUCAAAGAGGUACCACCUUUGGUACAACAAGAUCACAUGUUAUUCUGGGUGAUGGUUCAGGAUCUAAUUUUGUGUCGUGGACACCUCAAACAUCCUGUAUGGCUGAACCUACUGCCAUUUUUCAUCCAUCUUGGAAUAUCACUUAUGAAACCAGUGUGAUGGACUCGACAUAUAGCUCUGACUUCAUAUCCAAUGUCAUAUCCAAUGUCUUUCCACAAGUAACUUUCCACACCUAUCAUGAUCUCCACGAUACCGAUUGUAAUGCCCACACCCAGAACAAUGCCCAUAGUAACGCCCGUAAGGCCCACAUCCAUAAUGCCAAUGGUAACGAUCGCACCCACGACGGUGUAACAUCCUUAAACUCAUAG
Lactuca virosa is the source of this 651-nucleotide messenger RNA. The record is from the annotation of a GenBank genome assembly. Lineage: Eukaryota; Viridiplantae; Streptophyta; Magnoliopsida; Asterales; Asteraceae.